AUGGCCGGCUUUCAACCUGUCGACGAAGAACAAUGCGUUCACUAUGCACAUUUCACAAGCAACCUCAACCGGAUCCAUUUUGAUGCCCUCUAUUGGUCGUUGUUCGUCUUCGUGAUCGGAAUUUUGUUCGUAGCAUCAUGGAUAUACCAGUCAGUUAUGAAAUACGCCGAAGACCCUGACUUCGAUAAAAAGGAGUUGAGGAGGAAACUCAGAAUCGCAAUGGCAUAUUCGACAGCGCUGUUCUUCAUCGCCGGCGUCGCCGUGGUGAUGGAGGUCUACUGUCUGCUGGCCCUGCAGUUCUGCGAAGGCGAGGAUCUCAUGUCGCUAUACUGGUCAACGUGGACCAUGCUGCAACUAGGCUCGGAGAUCGCUGUAUUGGGUGUCGUGCUGGCAUUAUACCACGCACUCACCGACAUCAGACACCCAAAAUGGGCCCUCGCGCUCGGUACCCCAGUCCUGGUCGUUGCCGGCUUCGGCCACCUGUUCCCGAUCCUGGCCAAGAAGGCACACCUGAAGUUCAAGUUCCACCGCGCGGAGAGGAGGCGGUCGCGGAGCGGCUCGCAGUCGGACCUGACCAACCAGAAGACGACCAGCUCGUCGGCGACGAGCAUCAAGCAGGAGGUCGAGGAGCGGUCGCGGGCCAACAGCACGGCGCCGACAGCCCAGGCGCCCCGGGCCCAGCUGCUGCAGCUCUCGUCGCGCGCGAGCCCCUGCGUCGUCACCUUCGAGAUCGACGUCGGCGGCCACGACGACGUCGUCAGCAAGUGGCCCAGCUUCCUGGGCAUCCGGGACGGCAAGGCCCUCAUCCAGGCCACGGUGCGCCGCGAGCACGGCGAGGACUACGACGUGGAGGCGCAGCGGCCGGCGUAA
This is a messenger RNA of Neoarthrinium moseri, 870 nucleotides long. RefSeq lists its product as uncharacterized. The record is from RefSeq and is a predicted model, not a curated record. NCBI's taxonomy places the organism in Eukaryota, Fungi, Ascomycota, Sordariomycetes, Amphisphaeriales, Apiosporaceae. Bases 1 to 870 code for a protein of 289 amino acids. The transcript has 3 exons.